AUGUGUUGCAGGUUUUUGUUCAGCUCGUUUGUAUGCUGGACGCACAUUUUUUAUUGUAAACUAUUUUAUUGGGUUGACCAGAUUUUUGAAAAAAUUUCGUCGAAAAAAAAUAUUCCACAACCACCAACUGCCAUAUUGAAAAAUGGUGAACUUCCCAAAAUUGUUGAAGGCAUACUGCCAAAAGUGCGAAACUCACAAGGAGCACAAGGUCACCCAAUACAAGGCUGGUAA
Messenger RNA from Naegleria lovaniensis, 231 nucleotides. RefSeq lists its product as uncharacterized. The record is from RefSeq and is a predicted model, not a curated record. NCBI's taxonomy places the organism in Eukaryota, Heterolobosea, Eutetramitea, Acrasida, Naegleriidae. The transcript is spliced from 2 exons. The coding region runs from base 1 to 231 and encodes 76 amino acids.